Messenger RNA from Periophthalmus magnuspinnatus, 3762 nucleotides. RefSeq names its product AF4/FMR2 family, member 3 (gene aff3). Gene Ontology annotation, cellular component: super elongation complex; nucleus. NCBI's taxonomy places the organism in Eukaryota, Metazoa, Chordata, Actinopteri, Gobiiformes, Gobiidae. The record is from RefSeq and is a predicted model, not a curated record. Gene Ontology annotation, biological process: regulation of gene expression. The transcript is spliced from 19 exons. Bases 235 to 3480 code for a protein of 1081 amino acids.
UGUGAUGGGCACGGACAGGGACCACUGACCAGUACCGUGAAAACAUGCCUGCUGUCCCCUUCGACAAAAGGAAACUUUCUGAUGUCCGCCCUCUGCUCCGAUGCGCCUGUUAUCUGAAAUUCUACUUCGACAGGAAAUGAGAAACAAAAAGACGCAGUGACAUGGAGCUAACAAGCUCGAGCUGGGAACCCUUCCUCCUCUACUCAAAAUACACAGCACAAGCCCCACCAGGAUAUGACUCAAUCUUGGAUCUCGCAACAAACUUUGGGGGGUGAGAAUACACAGCGAAUCCUCUAUAAACCCAAGGACGUUACACAGCCACCCACACAUCUAAGGCAAUCAGGUCAUCUGGGGGAUGCACAGCUGCGAAUGACCCGACACCCUCACGUGGCCCCUCACAAAUCCAUGCUUGCAGAUGAUCUGAAGUUGAGCAGUGAUGAAGAGGAUUUCCAAACUGUAAACCAUGAGCCAGCAUGGGAUGGCCACAGCCGGACAGCCCAGAUCUCACAUGGCAGGAGGGUGCGACAUUCCAGCUCCGAAUCCUCUGACUCAAACUCCAGUGUCGGUUCAAGCAGCAGUAGUCUUCACUCCCAGAGCUCCAGUCCAAAGACUCGCCCCGAAACUGUGUCACCUACGACCGCACAAGACCCCUGCAGCAGCAAAGAGAUUGGUCAACCUUCAGCGGCUCAUUGGCAGUUGGAUAAGUGGUGGAGGAAAGCCAGAAAGAAAUCAUCCAGCGGUGAACAGGAUCCUUCUGAGAACAUUCCUGGAUACCCGCCCUCUCCGUACGCCCAAAAAGCCCCAUCACCGGCCAGGUCCUGGGAUAGCAACCAAGAAUACAGCCCGUGCCAAAGUCCUAUUUCUAUCCCCCACUUCAAUUAUAGACUAACCAGAAGUCCGUCUGUGCCAAGCCCUGGGUACCAAAGCCCAGUCCCCAAUAUCAGCCCUGGUUCCAUCCCAAGACCGAGUCCAGUCCCUAGCCCAGUUUUAAGUGUUUGUCCGAGUCCAUGUGGAAGUCCUAGAGCCAGCCAGCUUAGCCCACUGCCAAAAGAUCCUCCACGGAGUCCCAGUCCUACUUUACCCUCUACUCAUCAUCAACAACAUCCUGGCAAUCAUAGCCACCUGCGACCAGCCACUCAGGUGAAAAAAAUCAGAACAUGGAACAACCAUUUGCCUAAUACUGAAAAUACGAAAAGGAAUAAAACUAGUACUGAACAGCUACAUAAAUCUAAACAUAAAUUUAGACACACACAAGAGCAAAAUCACAGUAGAGCAAAGACUGACACGAUUUCAAGCCAUAAUCACAAAGCUCCGUCUAAUUAUUUUUCUAGCUCAAAACAGGCUUCUGACAUUUCCAAAUCUAAGCCAACCACAAUCCAGCAAGCAAAUAGCAAAUCUAGCCACAAGCCUUCAUUUCAACUCAACUCCCAUAUCAACUGUGAGACCAAUAACAAGACUGAUCACAGCUCCCAUCCCCAGCAUACCACCAACAAGAAUUUAAACUCCAAAACCAGGCCAGCAUCUACUGCCACUUUUGUGCAAGAUUUAAAGCGCCCGCUGAGGAAAUCAGAGUCUAAGGAGCAGUACAAUGAACAUGUAGACAUUGAGAAUAGGCAACACGAAAGAAAAAAGCAUAGUAUUGAAGAGAAUCAACAGGGCAAAAGGGAGAAACGAGAAAGCAGGAGGCUGGCGGAGGAGCAGCUUAGACAACCCUGGAUCCAGAGCUCAGAGGAAGACUACGAAGAAGAAGCACUAGCAGAGCGAAGAGGGCCGAGAGAGGAGAGGGAACAUCGCAAAAGGGAGCAGAAACAGAAACACGAAUGGCACACAGCCCAGGUCAAUCCAAAACCACCCACCAGUCAUCACUGUCUUCAGGAACAAAAAGACAAGACCAAGAAGGGACGGACAACUAUCUCUCUGCGUGGUUCCCCAGCACCCCCUAGUCCGUCCCCCUCCUCUACCUGGUCCUCAAGUGCAGACUCUGAAUAUCAGGCUCCCAUUACAAAGGUCCCUGCUGACUCAACAUCCCAAAAACCAGUUCACGGAAGGGCUCGUGAUCCAACUCGGUCCGAUGUCAACAGGUCAAAGUCAGCACCCCUCCGAAUAGGUAUCCCAUGUGAGAAACAGCAGAGUGAGUGCAGACAAAAACUCUAUACUUUGGUCCCAUUUGGACGUGGUGAGAAAAGUGCAGCAUCCUCUCAGCGUGGACUGGGAAAUCUGGUGGUGCAAAUCGAUCUCUGUCUCCUCAAAAGGGUCCCAGACAGCACUACUCUUCCCCCUGCCAAAAAGCCUCCAUCACACGUCUCUUCUGCUACAAAAGACAAACAGCGGGAGGCUAUGAGACACCUGUAUGUCCCUGAUGGCAAGAGAAAACGCAAGAUGGAGAAUGGAGUCUCACACAGAGAAAGUAAGAGGGGUGUAACCUAUGCAAAUGAAUCUUCAGGUCCUGCAGCUGACAAUCACAUUCUCACUGAAACGACACACAGUGGGCCCAUAAAUGAGUAUUUGGACAGUAAAAGGCCAUUGUCCCCACUAUCACCAGUAUCCCCUGACAGUCCGGAGUUUAUUAAGCCCAGCUCCCAAGUCAAGACAUCUGAGAAGAACAGAGACAAGAAACGAGAUGUUGCCAUCAAACCAAAGAUGGAGGUGGAAUCACUGAAAUGUCCUCAAAGCACUAAACCACCUACUGAAUCCUGGGGCCCAUCAGGACAUAGAGGAGCUGUGACUCUUCCUGAAAUUCAACACCAUGCAGAGUACUAUUUACAUGAAGCCAAGAGGAUGAAGCACCGGGCUGACGCAAUGGUCGACAAACUUGGAAAGGCAGUGAAUUAUGUUGAUGCUGCAUUGUCUUUUAUGGAAUGUGGAAAGGCAAUGGAGCAAGGUCCUCUUGAGGCAAAGUCUCCAUAUACAAUGUACGCAGAGACUGUUGAACUUAUAAGAUAUGCAAUGAGACUAAAGAGCCAUUCAGGUCCCGGAGCAAGACAGGAAGACAAACAACUGGCCGUUCUGUGCUUCCGAUGCCUUGCCCUCCUUUACUGGCAGAUGUUUCGCUUAAAAAAGGACCAUGCACUGAAAUAUUCCAAAGUUCUGCUUGAUUAUUUUAAGACCUCUCCUAAAGUGCCUGCUAGCGCCCCUUGUUGGAAUGGCUCUGGAAAGAGCCCUGGAGGACACCCUUUGUCACUCUCUCCUAAUGCUAAAAAUCGCAGCUGGAGUUCACAUGGGGGCAACUCAUCUUCCUUCAUCAACAUUCCCCACAGAAUCCACCAGAUGGCAGCAAACCACUUAAACAUUACCAAUAGUGUAUUGUACAGUUAUGAGUACUGGGAGGUAGCGGACAACCUGGCAAAGGAUAAUAUAGAGUUCUUCAACUACUUGAACACCUUAUCUGGCCCACUGACACUCCACAGCAGCAUUGCCCAUGCUGUGCAGUAUACCAGGCAAGCUUUGCAGUGGAUACGCAUUAGUGCCAAACUGAACUAAAAAUGCCUGGAUUUGCCACAGUUUGUUUGUUUGUUUGUUUGUUGGACCAAAUGUAGAACAUUUGUUUCUAUGACGAUAUAUUUCUAUGUCAAAUAAGGUGCUACUGUGCUGUUUGGAGUCUAUUGCCUGUCAUCCUCAUAGGAUGUUAGUGUGCUUUCAUGCACAUGUCUGACUGAACAACUCAAAGACUGAGUUUAAUUUUAAUUUCUCUUUCUGAGGGAACAUUAUUUUCUGUGUUGAGUUCAUUUGGUUGACAAAAAAAUAAUAAAUUACAUUUUUGAG